UUGAUUUUUUUUAUUAUUGUUAGACAGAAUUUAUAUUUGGGAAAUUGAAAAAGAGAAAAGAGAAAUGGGUUUAUAAAUUGGAAAAUUGUUAUUAAUGAAUAAUUGAGAAAAAGAAAAGGGGGAAAAUAAAAUUGGGCAAAAACCGAUGGUUUGUAGGAUUAGUCGUCGUUUUUGAAUUCUGUCAUUGGAACUGUGUGUAUUUUUAUUGUUUUUAAAUUCGUAGUUUAACUGGUUGUUAGUGUAUAGUGUGUCACAUCAGCAGGUGGGAUCAGAGUAAAGAUAGGCUACGUCUUAGGCCUAGGUAUUCUUCUCUUGUCACAUCAUCUACGCAUCACCAUUGGUCCGAUUUCUGAUUACCUCUUUCUUUUUUUGAUCAUCUCUUCCUUUAAACCCCUCAAAAAAUAAACUCAUUAAAAUUCUGUUAACUUCAUUUGGCUAGAGGGAUUGUGGUUUACUAGCUGUGUUUUUCAUUGUUAAAGUGGAAGUUUUUUUUUUAUUAUUAUUAUAUAAAUAAAUAAUUUAAUUUUGAGUUGUUUAAGGAGUGAUGAUUUUUUAUUUUUAUUUAUUAGAGUAUCUUUAUGUUUAAUUUUUGAAAUUUUGAUCUUCAAUGAAAUUAACGAAGAAGAAACAAGGUGUGGGGACUUGGUGCUAUUAUUAUUAUUAUUAUUUUAUUAGUGGGGUUUAGACUUAGAAGUUAGAACCAUUUCAAAGUUUGGAUUUUUUUUUCUUGUAACUUUGUCUCAAAUGGGAAGAACCAAUAAUGUUGCCUUUGGGAAGAAAAAUAGUAUAAUUUAUGUUUCAAAUGGGGAUAUUCCAAACCUAAAAUUUUUGUUAGAUCUAAAUAAUUCAAUUAUACAUCUUUGAAAGUAACAACAGAUCUCUUCCUUUCGAAAAAGCAAGUCCGAUGACCGGCGUUUCUACAUAUUUACUGCUACAAAAACCCUUCAUUUGAGAACUGAUUCAAAGAGUGAUAGGGAGGCUUGGAUAGAAGCUUUGUUUUCAAGUACUCGAAGUUCAUUUCCCAUUAGAACGGUACUUAACGAUAACCUCUCCAUUGUGCCUAAUGAUCUCUCAGUAUCGACCGAGAAGCUUAAGAAACGAUUAAUUGAAGAAGGAGUUGGGGAGAGUCUCGUAAAGGAUUGUGAGAAAAUCAUGCUCUCUGAGUUCUCUGAUAUACAAUCUCAUCUCAGCGUUGUUUGUGAAGAACGAUCCAAUUUACUGGACACCUUGAGGCAGUUAGAGGCUGCUAAUAUUACUGAAACAUCUGGAAUUAAUGAUGGCGAGUACCAAUUGACAAAACAUGACUUUUCCAGUUUAGGACGUGGAAAAUAUAGUGAAUGCAGCACGACUGAGUCUGAUGAUAUUGAGAAACAAGAGCUUGAAGAGGUGUCUGAAGAGGAUGAAUUAUCCUUCUAUGAUUCAAAAGAGUACUUUACAGAACCAACCACUGGUAUAGGGACUAUAAAGGGAGCUUCGAAUAACAUGGAUAAACAUGGGAAGAUGCAGAGUCAGAAAGAAGUUGUGGAUUCUAAAUACACUUAUGUUGAAAGGCGAAAAAAGCUUCCUGAUCCGGUGGAGAAGGAGAAAGGAGUCAGUCUAUGGUCUAUGAUCAAAGACAAUGUUGGAAAGGAUCUUACAAGAGUUUGUCUCCCUGUUUACUUCAAUGAACCAAUUUCAUCGCUCCAGAAAUGUUGUGAAGAUAUGGAAUACUCUUAUCUUUUGGACCGGGCAUACGAACAUGGAAGAGCUGGGGACAGCAUCCAAAGGGCUCUGAAUGUUGCUGCAUUCGCAGUGUCUGCAUAUGCUUCGUCUGAAGGUCGGCAUUGCAAGCCUUUCAAUCCUUUGUUAGGGGAAACUUAUGAAGCUGACUUUCCUGAUAAAGGAAUUCGCUUCUUCUCUGAGAAGGUGAGUCACCACCCAACACUGAUUGCCUGUCACUGUGAAGGUAGAGGUUGGAAAUUCUGGGGUGACAGUAACCUCCGCACAAAAUUUUGGGGAAGGUCAAUUCAGCUGGACCCUGUUGGACUUCUGACAGUAGAAUUUGAUGAUGGUGAAGUUUUCCAGUGGAGCAAGGUAACAACAACUAUAUACAACCUUAUCCUUGGAAAAGUGUAUUGCGACCAUCAUGGAAUCAUGCACAUCAGUGGUAAUCGCCAGUUAUCCUGUAAACUCAAGUUUAAGGAGCAGACUAUUCUUGACCGAAAUCCUCACCAGGUUCAUGGAUUUGUUGAAGAUGUUAUGGGGAAAAAAGUUGCUACAAUAUUUGGAAAGUGGGAUGAAAGCAUGUAUUAUGUCAAUGGUGACAGGGGCAACAAUAUGAAAGAUUGUAGUUCCUCUUCGGAUGCAUCAUUAUUGUGGAAAAGGACUAUGCCACCGGUUAAUCUCACUCGAUACAACUUAACUUCAUUUGCAAUCACUUUGAACGAGCUAACGGAAGGUUUGCAGGAGAAGCUUCCACCUACGGAUUCCAGGCUUAGACCAGACCAACGGCAUUUGGAGAAUGGAGAAUAUGAGAAGGCAAAUGCUGAGAAACAACGUUUAGAGAAAAGGCAAAGAAUGUCAAGGAAAUUACAAGAAAGUGGGUGGAAACCAAAAUGGUUCGAAAGAGAAGGUGAAGAUGGACCUUUCCGCUACAUGGGUGGCUAUUGGGAGGCACGCGAGCGAGGAAAAUGGGAUGAAUGUCCCAACAUAUUUGGUGAAUUUGAUGAAGCUCUUGCUGAGAGCCCUUAAAAAAACCUACUUAACUAGAACAAGAAGUCAUAUCAUGACACUCAUGAUCAUUCAGGCUAGGGGCUGCAUUGCCUUUCACAAUUAGUAUUGAGUAAAGAAAAGCUCUAAAGAUUAAAACCUAUUCCGGUUGUUUUUUUUUUUUUUUAAUUUUUAUUUCCUGAAUCGGUCCUUCCGAUCGGAGAAUUUGAAAUGAAAUGAGAAAGAGAAUGCGAAUGCGAAUGAAUGCACUUGACAGAAAGAGGAAAAAAAGAAAAAGAAAAAACUGACCUUAAAGUGGGAAUAUAAACAAGUAUUCAUUUUCUUCCUCUAACUACUAGAAGUUGAUCAAGUUAGAUUAUAGUCUAAUAUAUUCUUUGUAACAACUUCAAAGAUUGUUAGAUUAUAGUCUAACAUAAUUAUCCAUGUAAUAACACCCUAUAUCAGUGUAUGAUGUACGAGUGUUAUCAGCUAGCUUAUCAUGUAAUGUAAUUCUCUUCUUCCUCCACCUCCACUUUUUUUUUUCUUUAUUUUCUUUCCAAUAUAUUUUUUCUUGAUCUGUGCUGCUGGCCCUUGUAAGUUCAGAAAGCAUUGAUUUUAGUUUCACAUUUAUUUGUACGUUCUCUCUCUCUUUCUCACUAUUGGAAUAAAAGAAGAAAUAUGUAUUCGUAUAA
Cannabis sativa is the source of this 3380-nucleotide messenger RNA. RefSeq names its product oxysterol-binding protein-related protein 2A. Gene Ontology annotation, cellular component: cytosol; intracellular membrane-bounded organelle; membrane. Lineage: Eukaryota; Viridiplantae; Streptophyta; Magnoliopsida; Rosales; Cannabaceae. Gene Ontology annotation, molecular function: sterol binding. The record is from RefSeq and is a predicted model, not a curated record. The transcript has 11 exons. The coding region runs from base 1153 to 2730 and encodes 525 amino acids.